Messenger RNA from Neopsephotus bourkii (Bourke's parrot), 1787 nucleotides. RefSeq names its product sulfiredoxin 1 (gene SRXN1). Gene Ontology annotation, molecular function: sulfiredoxin activity. The record is from RefSeq and is a predicted model, not a curated record. Gene Ontology annotation, cellular component: cytoplasm. Lineage: Eukaryota; Metazoa; Chordata; Aves; Psittaciformes; Psittacidae. Bases 542 to 1024 code for a protein of 160 amino acids. The transcript is spliced from 2 exons. Gene Ontology annotation, biological process: cellular response to oxidative stress.
GACCAGGAGCUGCCAUCCAUCAGCGUCAUGGAUCCAGGCUGCUGUGGUUGCAGCCACCAGUGGGACACGAGACCCAGCUCUUCCCAGGAGCCUCUGCACCAUUUGGAACACUGGGCUGGAGAAAUGACCUAGAAAGAUUCAGAGCCGGAAUGCUGCGGUGUGUGCCUGCCUGCAGAGCAUCUGCGCUGCACUGCUCAGCUCUGGGGCUGCUCUGUGCCUCCUCUUCCUCACCGAGGACCCCAUGGGCAUCAGUGCAGCAGGGGUGGGUGGGGGCAAAUCCCAUCUCCUAUGAGAUGCUGCAGGCUGAGCCUUAGUGCCCCACUUGGCCAGGCAGGAGCAGAGACCCCCCCCGGGCAGCCCCCAAGCAGCAUCAGAUACCCCCAGCACAUGGAGCAGCCACGGAGAGGGGCUCAUCCCUACCGGCAGCCUCGCCGGGGCAGAGAGCAGCGGGCACCGGGCCAGGCCGUGCUGGCACCGGGCCCGCAGCCGGUCCUGCCCCUUCACUGUGACUCUGCAAAACCUCGGGGCGGGCGCGGUGGCGAUGACGGCGGUGAUGGCCGGGCCGGGAGGAAGUAAAGGAGCCCGGCUGGGCGCUGCCCUGCUCGGGGUGGAGCGGUGCGCUCGGCCGGGCCCGCAGCAGGAAGGACGAGGCCAGCUCCGGGCAGCAGCAGCAGCAGCAGCCAUGGCCGAGCCCGAGGACCAGAGCAUCCACACGCAGCACAUCUCGGCCGUGCACAACGUGCCCAUGCGCGUCCUCAUCCGGCCCAUCCCUGCGCAGCUGGAGCCGGACAAGGUGCGGAGCCUGAUGGAGACCCUACAGGAGGACCCCGAGCGGGUGCCCCCCAUUGACGUGCUCUGGAUCAAGGGCACCCAGGGCGGGGAUUACUUCUACUCCUUCGGGGGCUGCCACCGCUUCGCCGCCCACCAGGCGCUCAACCGGGAGACCAUCCCCGCCAAGAUCAUCCCGUCCACGCUCAGCGACCUCCGCACGUACCUGGGCUCUUCCACGCCGCUCCUGCGCUAGCCCGGGGCACCGGCGCGGCGGCGACAGCAGGUGGCGCUGUUGUGACGCGCUGAGCGGGUACCGACCGCUGGGACAGGGACGGGACGGACUGGGAUGGACCGGGAUGGGAUGGGAUGGACAGGGACAAGAUGAGCAGGGAUGAAGAGAGGAUGGGAGAGGAUGGACGAGGACGGGAUGGGAUGAACCGGGAGGGAACAAGACGAGAUGGACCAGGUUGAACCGGGAUGGGAUGGGACGGGACAGAAUGAACCAGGAUGAGACAGGAUGAACUGGGAUGGGAUGGGAUGAACUAGGAUGAAAUGGGACAGGACAGGCUGAACGGGGAUGGGUUGUGUUGGGAUGAUCUGAGACGGUCUGAACCAGGACGGGAUAGGACAGACUAAACCGGGUCAUAGCUCAAUGGGGAUGGGCUCAACCAGGACGGGACGGAGUGAACCGGGGCACAACUCAACCAGGAAUGGCUGAACCGGUACGAGUUGAACCGGGGCACACCGGAACUGGGCCAGGUCGCAGCCCAUCCAGGGCACCGCGGAACGAGGAAGGGACAAGGGCAAACCGGGACACAGCCAAAGCAGGACGCAGCCGUACCGGGAGGAGGCACAGCUGAACCGAAUGGCCAGGCUCCACUGAGUCUGGGCUCACCCUGUGCCUGCCCCGAAACCUUCCUGUCCCCAUCCCUGGACACAUCCCAUGGGGACACCCCUGCUCCACCUGGAAUAAAGGCAAUCAAACCCCACAGAUCUGGGGCCUGGUGUAGGGGGAA